AUGGGCCUCACUACUGCAGGAACGUGCUGGACUACGCGCUCGUGGUGUGGAGGCGCCAGGUCGUCCGUAACCGCGGCUGCGUCUCCACUGGCGGGAACGCCUUACGAUUUCAAGAACGUCAAGGGCAAUGGCGUCGCCGAGCAGAGCGUUUUCUGGGGCCUCGACACGCUGGGCAAUGGUGCGAACAACUGGGAAGACGAGGAGAAGGACCACGGGCCGAAUCCCGCGGGCGGAGGGCUCUACGGCCACGUCGGCGGCGGAGACUUGGGCUCUGACGUGUACGAUCUCGACGACCACGACGAGGAGUUCACAAGCGGCAUCCCUGACGUGCUUGCGGCGCCGCCCCGGCCCUCCUUGGAUGCCGAGCCGGACGUCGUCACCAACAGCACUGUAAUUGGUGCCAAGGACGGCGACGAGUUGACCGGCGAACGUUACCGAGAGAAACUCGAAAGGUGUUGGGCCCUCUUCUAUGGCUCGGGCAGGAGUUCUGACAAGGCGAAGGCCAUGGAAGAGGUCAAGGCGAUGCUUGCCGUGGGCGCCGACUGGUGA
This is a messenger RNA of Prorocentrum cordatum, 549 nucleotides long. Lineage: Eukaryota; Dinophyceae; Prorocentrales; Prorocentraceae. The record is from the annotation of a GenBank genome assembly.